Messenger RNA from Topomyia yanbarensis, 4472 nucleotides. RefSeq lists its product as uncharacterized. The coding region runs from base 345 to 2057 and encodes 570 amino acids. The record is from RefSeq and is a predicted model, not a curated record. The transcript has 8 exons. NCBI's taxonomy places the organism in Eukaryota, Metazoa, Arthropoda, Insecta, Diptera, Culicidae.
CUGAACAAAAAUCGUUGCAAAUUAGCGUAUGAUUUGUCAUAUGAACCACAAGAAAACCUAACGAUUACAUUUUCGAAGAGUAAUCAUCCGAAUAACAAGUUAAUGCCAAAUCGAAUGAUUUGAUGUUUAUAUCGGAGUGAACACUCAUCCGAUUUUCGAAGGAUGAAUACAGCUUCAAAUGUAUUGCUUGCAUUCAGCAAUAGAAAGCUAUGACGUUUAUGAUGAUCAUUCCAAAUGUCAACAGAUCAUCAUUCCCAUUACAUCUGUUUUCAGUCUGAGGGCUGACUCAAAUGACAGACAUUUGAUACAUUACGCCAUUUUGUAUAUCCUCGCAUUCAAUCAAGAUGGAAUUGCGCAUUAUCGACCAAAAUUUCAACCAUUUAUUAAAAAUUGCGAACCAACUAGAGCUACCAGUGCGAAUUGUAUUUGCAAUAAGUGAUAACAAUAUACCAGCGGAAAAGUUUUUCUGCAUGACGGCACAAGAAUGGUCCGACCUCCUACAAGGAGUUGAUGGUGAAUUCAUUUGCAGUCGUAUUGCUGAUUGGAAAAAUAAUUCGAAUGAACAGUCAUUGCACUGCCAGGAAGACUCUUUGGAAGAAUCAGCUAAUGUCUUGGGAAAUGCUCGGAGAACCGUUUUUCGAGAUCUGAGCAAUACAGAUUUACCAAAACAACGCACUCCACAACGAACUUCAACAUCUAUGGAUUUGAUUAACACAGAGAAUAAUGCAUCUUCCGAUUUCGGUGAAUCAUCAUCGUCAUCAUCAGAUACCGCUGAGUCGUCUGGACAGGCCAUUGAUUUCUCGCGACAUUCAGCAAAGGCAACAAGGAGCACCGGUAGAGCGGUUCGUGGUGGCACUUUAGGCCGAUUUUUUACACCGAACAAGUUGAAAAAUCUUUUAAGCGCCACGAAAGUUGGUUCAGCAAUCAUACAGAAUGCCAAUCGUGGCACGUUAUCGAAAGAUAGCAAAAAGGAACUCAGCGAAAUCAUUGCUCAUCACCACAUUAGCUGGUUAAACGAUUGUGAUGGACUGAAUAAAAGUACUCUAACGAAAGUCGAGUUGCAAAAUUACACAGAAUGCAUCAUGCAUUUAUUUCCACGGGAAGUGCAGGAUAAGCUUAUUUAUUAUAUCCCAUCUGCUCCUCCAGAGAGAAGAAAUCCAGGUGGUUUGUUAUAUCAGACAUAUAGAAAAUUGAAAUACGCUGCAAGAAAUCGAGAACAGAGAGAGUUACGUCACCAACAGAAACUACAAAAAGAAGUAGCCGUUGAAGUAGAUCAGCGUUCAUUACAGGCCUGUCGAUGGCUGCAACUGAACCAACGGCCAUGGGAAUUGGUACUUAGCAACUGGAUAAUAAGUGCCGAAUGUCGUUUGAAGGAUUUGAAAACUCUUCGUUUCGAUGCUGUGAUUGCCAAAUACGGACAUUAUUGCAAUGAUUUAGGAUACCAACUCGUGGAUGAAGAUUAUCGGAUACUAGGAUACACCGAAGGAAUUCUUGGUUGGGAAGGAGUGAUAUCGUCAAUGAAACCGUAUUUUAUACUUAAAGUCAAGGAUGAAUUUUCCAUCGCAAUUUUGCAGCACAUGAAUCGAGCCAACGUUACAAAAGAUACGCUAAUUUGUUGUACGUUGAUGCUAUUGAACUGCUGCGUCCAGCCUUGCAAAGUGUCUAAAACUUUCAAACCAUCGAUUCUAACAGCACAGGAAGAUGUGUUUGUUUUUGCGAACGAUUUAGAAUCUGCCAAAAGAUCGAUUAGUGAAUUACUUGACACCUACGCUGCCAAGAACAUUCCAACACAUCCUAAGGUGGUUGUUAUUGGAACAGACUACACUGCGUUGAGCGGAGAUUUUUACAUCAUUUUCAAAGACAUCGUCUAUCAGUUCAAUUCACUUGCUCGUGCUAUUGAUGUAAUAAUUAAACUGUGCAACGUAUUCAAGCUUCCAUACUCGAAAAUUACGAAGCUAGUGUGGUACGUAAUCGAAGAAACUCUCUACAAUAUUUCAAGACCCGCAAAAUAUAAAGGUAUUGAAGAUCUGAAGAAACUCUGCGAUGCAGCGUUGUGACCAGUUCAAAUGUUUCGUUGAGGGUUGUGAUGAAUAUGCUGAAGAUACCACUGUUUACAUUACACACAUUAAAGCACAUAACUUAAGCAAACCACUAAAACUACGUUGUACAUACCAAGACUGUACUCAGAAAAUGUCCAAUUUAUAUAAGUUCCAUCGUCACAUCAUAACUCACGUUCGUUCAGUAGAUACACACUCUAACACUGAAAUCAACUAUAAUCGAUCAGUAGAUAAUAUCGCAAAGCAUAAAAGGACGACGCCAUUGGCGAACUCCAUCGAAGAAUCUACUGAUUGCGAGCCUUCAACUGGUGGUAGAGAUCAGAGUUACAUAUGUGAAUCAUUACUUGCCAUUGAUCGUUUGGCGGUAAACUUUUCACUUGAUUUACAUCGAAAACGUAAUUUGACCCGUAAGGAUGUCGUGGAUAUACAGAAUGCCGUUACAACUAUAAAUAGUUAUCUCCAAAAUAUAAUCAAAACAUCAACGCCACUUUUUGCAUCGGUAGACCCAGACCAAACAUUUCUAUACGAAACUUUCGUGAACAAGAUAUCGACCCUGUUUGAUUUCAUAGGAACUGAGCAUAAACUGUUUAGGUACCUUGAACAGGCCGAUUUGUUUAAAAUACCUCAAGUAUAUACAAUACACAAUAAUAAAAUCAAUUUAGCUGUUGAUUUAGAAUUAGAAAGCUUGGGAAACCAAUCACAUUUGGUUCUUAUGGAUUUGGAAUUUCAAAUCAGAAAGUAUUUUGAAAACGGUCAGGUUUACGAGAAAACAAUUAGAAAUAUGCGACUACUAACGACAAGUGUGAAAAAUAGUAAUUUUAUUAACGGUUCGGUUUAUAGAAAAGUGCAAGAAAAAGAUCCGGGAAGGCUUCUGAUACCACUAUUUUUGUACGGAGAUGAGUUCGAGGUCAACGAUCCGCUCAGUUCUCAUAACAAGAGGCAUUCGUUGUUCGCUAUGUAUUACAGUUUCCCGACGAUACCGGAACGCUACGCAGCUAAGCUUUCAAACAUUUUUGUCGCUGGUGUGAUAAGGAAAAUUGAUUUUUCGGGUCAUGAUAUUGAUAUGUUUAUGAUAUAUAUAAUAGAUAAGAUGAAAGCGAUAGAACAGAAUGGAAUUCUUAUUACCACAGGGAAUACAAAUGUUAAAGUACAUUUCGCAUUAAUGUUAAUACAAGGAGAUAACCUAGGAAUUCACCAAAUGUUAAAAUUUUCAGGUUCAUUUUCUGCUAAUUUUUAUUGCAGGUUUUGCAAAAGAAGCAAAGACCAACUCAGUAAAGAUCUUAUAGAGUACGAAACAUAUUUAAGGAAUAAAGAUAAUUAUCAUACCGACGUGCAAUUAAAGCAAUCAGACUCCGGAUUAACAGGAUAUUCAUUGUUCAAUACAUUGCCGUCUUAUAGCGUUGUUGAAAAUUUAUAUUGCGACAGUAUGCAUGAUUUAUAUAGCUCCGGAGUGUGUAUGUAUGGUUUCACAGAAAUAAUUAGCUAUAUCGUUCACGAGAGGAAGUUUUGUACGAUCAGUCAGAUGAAUAUGCGCAGAAAAGAACUUAACAAUUUCAAGUUUGAGGAAGGUUUAUCACGAAUGCCAGAUUUAGAAGAUAACAGACGAAUUAAAUCGAUAACACUAAGAAUGACAGCUAGUGAAAUGGCUGCCUUCAGCAACUUCUUUUCAUUCAUAUGCGGACCCUUUGUUCCUUUGCAAGAUCCAGUAUGGCAUUAUACUACCACUUUGAUGAAACUUAUAGAUACAAUAAACCUGCCAGCUUUUUCAGAAAAAGAUUUGGAAUUAUUGAAUUGUCUUGUUAGCGAGCAUCAUCGUUUAUACCAACAUUUGUUUAAAAAAAGUUUGAAACCUAAACAUCAUUUUCUAAACCAUUACGCUAGCGUUAUUAGAAGUAGCGGACCAAUAAAAAAAAUGUGCUGUAUAAGACACGAAGCCCGUCAUCGCGACUUCAAGGAAUAUUUCAAUGUAACAUCUUCUCGAAAAAACGUUUGCCUUACAAUGUGUAUUAAAGCAAGUCUUUUCUUCUCCUAUGAUGUUAUAAAUGAAACAUUUUUACAAACCAAGACCGAUGGAAAAUUUGUAGAAAGCGUAUGGUGUACAAAACCGUAUGCAACAACCAACUUGCUAAGUACAAUCGAAAUCGAUGCUAACGAACUAGUGUUGUCAUGUGACUCACUAACGUACAAAAAUACAAUCUACAAGACAGGUAGUUUUUUAUCAGUUACUGUAGAUACAACUGUAGAACUAUAUGAGAUAAUAGAAUGCAUUAAUCAUAGAAAUACAUGGUUCGUAGCCGCCCACCAUUGGCGAGUUAAACAUUAUGAUGAACAUUAUCAAGCUUACGCUGUAGAUAUAAAGCUUGACCUUAAGAGUAUUUUAGAUUUAAACAUAUUUGAUGGUCCUCCAUUUCUUCU